AUGUCCAACACAAUCCUAAAGCUCACAACAAUUCUCAUUCUGCUCAUUUUUUCGACCCUGCAUAAUUCUCAUUCUGCUUCUUCAACUGACGUAGAUCAAGAUCAUGACAUAAAUGAGGAGGAAGAAGAAGAGUACGUUCUUGACACCCCAGUACCCCAUCUGGGACCAAGAAGCAGAUUUUUGGCCACCAUAAUAAGGAAAGGAAGACAGUGUAAUCGCGAGACUUAUAACAUCUGCAAUGGGGUCCGAGCAAACAAGGGGAGGGACCUACUUUUCUGCUGCAAGAAGCACUGUCGCAAUGUUCAUAGUGACAAGAACAACUGUGGGGCGUGUGGCCACAAGUGCAAGGAAGGAGAAAGAUGCUGUAGUGGAGUUUGUACCAAUGUUUUGUCCAAUGCCAAUCACUGUGGCAAGUGCAACAAGAAGUGUUCACCUGGUGAUUCAUGUGGGAAUGGAUUUUGUGGGUAUGCAUGA
Molecule: messenger RNA, 474 nt
Organism: Sphenostylis stenocarpa
Lineage: Eukaryota; Viridiplantae; Streptophyta; Magnoliopsida; Fabales; Fabaceae
Source: the annotation of a GenBank genome assembly